Messenger RNA from Vitrella brassicaformis, 3015 nucleotides. The record is from the annotation of a GenBank genome assembly. Lineage: Eukaryota; Vitrellaceae.
AUGGUACGCCCUGCCUGUCCGAGGGGGUGAGUGAGCAACCAACCACAUCACCUCCAUGUCAAUCUCUCUGUGUGGGGGUAUGCAUGUGUGCAGGGCGUAUUGGCCAACGCCAUCAGGUACCUGCAGAAGGCGACGAGGGCGGGGCUCAGCGGGCGACUGAGGGCGGAAGCGGAGGCCAUUAAGGGAGCGACGGGAGAGGGCGGUCUCUCAGUCACCCCUGAGCUGGUUGCCCAUGGCCUCGUCCACGGCGAUGCACAGCAGUCAGUCGCCAUCAUUGACGGGGCCUGGCAGGCCUACCGCGACAGAGGGUACGAGGGUGUGAGGCCCUACGUGACCGAGGGCUACGUGAUCAUGUCGCAAUAUCUAGGUAUGCAUUGCAUUGCAUAUGACGGAGAGAGCAUCAAGGAAGGGACGCAACGCACACGUGUCUGUGUAUCUGUCCGCCUUGGUUGUGCCCCCACCCCACCUGUUCAGCUUUCUGAGUGAGAGCGAUCGCGUGGCCUUGGAACAGCAGCAGCCACCCGCCGUACCGCCGUCGCCGCCACCCGAGGGCGCAUCGGCUUUGCCAGCGGCUCACGAGGCGCCUGCCUCUGCACCAGCGGCCGACGAUGGCGAGGUCGAUGAGCGGUGCAAGCGGCAUCAGCAGGAGGCCGAAGAGUACGAGAGGGUCAUGGAUGAGCUAAUGGCCGACUCGGAGUACGCCGACUUCCUCCCCGACUGGCUGAAGUUCCUGCCUUCCCUGCGUGCAGAGAAGCCGGUGGAGCCCGAGAGCGGCGACGAGGGGCAGGAGAGGCAGCAGAUAGAGAGGCAGCCAACGCCGGCGGAGAUGUGGGACGGAGCCGUCACCCUCCGAGACGUCUUCCGCAUCCGAGCCGGCAUGCUGCACGCCCUGUCCCUGCCCACCGCCACCAGACGUCGGCUGCAGCGGAUCAGCCAGACCUUACCGACACCGGGCGAGUAGCGAAGCGAUGGAAGGUACGCAAGCACGGCCACUGAUAGAGCAGGGGUCAGUCAGAGAGCCGGGCGUGGCUUGCAGGUGAUCACAAUGGCGUUUCCUCAUCCGCGAUGAGCGGCAACAGGGCGGAUCAGAUUCAGCCAUCGAGCGGUGUGUGGCCUUGCUGGCGGCCAGGGCUGAGGAGCAGGGCCAGCAAGGAGGCAUCGCCGGCUGCGUCGUUGACCUCGUCGUCUGCAGCACCAGCAAUCCAUUGCAUCAGUCUGCGGCAGCGUCAUUCCUCGAGCGGCUCAUCCAGGCCGCGUACCCCGUUGGCGUGGGAUGGUUGCUGCUGUUCGGUGUUUCGGUGGGCGCGGUGGUUGAGGGCCUGACACUAUCAGACCAGCUGUUCCAUGCAGCAGCUGAAGUGAUGCUCAACGUCAAAGCCACAGGUAGCUGGUCAUGGGAUGGACGGCAAAGGUCUCGUAUCUGUGUGUUGUGUACCGUUCAGCGACGGAUCCGAAGGCAUUUCCGGAGUAUGUGCUGAGCCGCCACGUCAAUUCGCUCCUUGAGACUCUCGUAGCCAGCAGCGAUAUGCUGAUCGUAUCGAGCGUCUGCAGCUGCCUCCCGACGCGUACCGGCGGCUCGUCGUCUCUGUGCUGUCAUCGCUGGCUGCCAUCCAUGGGGCGGGGUGGAUACAUCGCGACGCCAACCCCCAGAAUAUCAUGGUCGUGUGCCACGCCGCUCGCCUUGGCAGCCAGUGGAUUAACUUUGAGAUGGCGACGCGUCGGUCGGAGACAGAGCAGCCGCUUCCCUCCCUGCCGUCGACGCCAGGUGAAGUCGACAUCGCCUCAGUGCCGGCCCCGCACGCCGAUCCUGCUGCCCUCAGAAAGGUCGCAGACACCACCGAGGCCGUCAUCAGCCGCACCGCCACCCGCAGCAGCAGCACGCUCCGCCUGCCAUUCAGCGCGGAGGCAGACACCUACUCCGUCUGCUCACUGUCGGCUGCCCUGCUGAUCGCCCCUCAUAUGGACCACCCCGACGGCAGCGACGCCAACACAGCGAUCUACGAGGAGGCGGGGGCGUUUUUUGUCGACCUCUACGACAGACACUUCGUCGCUCAGGUGGCGAGGGAGACAAAGGCCAUGGAGACGGCGACGCGUGGAGCGGACAGCGCCCUCGCGUUCCUGCAGGCGCUCUCUGGGGCGCUCCCUGUCAGGUCUCAGGAUCGUUGCCUACAUUUUAUAUCUGUCGGCCUAUUUUCCUCGUGGCUCCGCAUCCACCAUCGAGAAGGUAGAAGGCACACGUCGAGUGGGUUCCGAGGGGGUAUCUUUGCUGUGUGCGACUGCAGGCUCGGGAUGAUGGCAAUGCUCUCAUCCGCACAUCAGCCAGGUAUGCCCUACCUGAUGCAUGAGGGGUUCGACGGACCUCCAACAGUCCUCCAACUACAUCCAUCCAUCCAUCAUCUGCACUUCGAGCUGUCUGUGCGGCCAACCACGAGCGGGAGGACCACCUGGCGGCGGCGCGAGAGUCAGGCGGCGUCAGGGCAUCCUGCUCCUUCGCAGCGACAUGAUGAGGCCUGCGAGGGUCCCCCAGGCGUCCUCUCUCCUCUGCAUCGGUACACACAAGGUAGGUGUGCAUGUAGAGAAGCCAGAAAUACGCAUGCCCUUCUUCAUCUGUGUUUGUGUGUGCCUAUCUCUUCUAGGGCAAGAGAAACGCAGCGGCAAAGUCGGACCUGCUCGUGGCGCCAGUGUCCUGGCUCCGCUGAUCCACCAACACACCCUCGUUGGCUCAGCAGUCCUUGUUUGCACUGAUACUUUGCUCUUUCUUCGUCAACAGGAAUCCGUUCGCCAGCACUCGUCAUGUUAUCUGCAUCAGCAUCGGCCGUCAAGGGAGAAAGCCUCCGUCAUGACAAUUCCAGCCUGCUGGUGGGCGAAAGAGCUCUGUGGUCGAUUGAUGAUGUCACCGCUGCCAACUUCUUCCUUUUGCCGACCUACCCCGGCCCACACGUCUGGCGUGACGAGAGCGGCAGACUGCACGAGCCGCCUGGCGCCGGGACAGACACGGCCGAGGAGCCAAUCUGA